GUGAAUUUACUUAUCUGAACAAAAAGAACUGCAGAAGCUGCUUGAUUAUCUGCUGAUCACCGUGCUCUAAUUGACUGGAAGAGUCAUUGAAUCCACAACAUCACAGCUUCUUUGGAAAAUGGAGUACCCGAUUAUCUUACAGAUCGAGCGCAUUUACUAUCCCAUACUUUCAGCUGUCGGUGUAAUUGUUAAUGCCGUGGCAAUGAUAAUCCUGAGUCGAAGAAACUGUGGCCUCUCCAAAUGCAUCACUUGCUACUUGUUGGCAAUGUCAGCAGCAGAUCUAAUGCUAGUCAUUUUUGAUGUUUUACUGAACAGAAUUAACAACAUUCAUUUUACAGUUACAUUCCUGCACAUCACUCCUCUGUGUGCACUCAGAAUUGUACUGUUCCUUAUGGCCCUCGACAAUUCUGUUUGGUUCACAGUUGCUUUUACGUUUGAUCGGUUUAUAGCCAUUUGUUUUCAUAAUUUUAAAUCAAAAUACAGCCACAAGAGAAUGGCAACCACGGUUAUAGGAGCCAUAAGCAUUGUCAGUUGUUUACAUUCAGUUCCCUGGUACUUUGUAUUUGCUCCUUCUUUUGUGACUGAUAAUGUGCCAUGGUUUUGUAUCUUAACACCAGAAUACCAUACCGCACUGUUUUGGAGAGUUUACGAGUGGAUCCAUAGUAUUAUGACACCAUCACUUCCAAUUAUAUUAAUUCUGGUGUUCAACAUUCUCACUGUCAGGAAUGUGAUCAUGAGCAAUCGUGUGCGCCUGCGUCUCCGGGGUUAUGGAAAUGGAGAGAGUAAAAUUGAUCCAGAAAUCAUAAACCGUAGAAAAUCCAUAGUUUUACUCUUCACUUUAUCUGCUAAUUUUAUCGUGUUGUGGAUGCCAAAUGUGGUACAUUCUUUUGGCUGGCAAAAUGUAAAUUAUAACUAUGAAGACAAGACAAAUAGUGAUCCGAUAUUUGUUUUUCAAGAAUUUGGAUUCAUGCUGCGACUUCUGUGCUCUUGCACAAACACAUGCAUUUAUAUACUGACCCAGUCAAAAUUCAGGGAGGAGUUAAAGAAUGGACUGAAAUAUUCAUUUCAUAUAAUUGUUAAUUUAUGCAAAUAA
Stegostoma tigrinum is the source of this 1093-nucleotide messenger RNA. Its product is annotated as probable G-protein coupled receptor 139. The coding region runs from base 119 to 1093 and encodes 324 amino acids. Gene Ontology annotation, biological process: G protein-coupled receptor signaling pathway. The record is from RefSeq and is a predicted model, not a curated record. Gene Ontology annotation, cellular component: membrane. Gene Ontology annotation, molecular function: G protein-coupled receptor activity. The transcript is spliced from 3 exons. NCBI's taxonomy places the organism in Eukaryota, Metazoa, Chordata, Chondrichthyes, Orectolobiformes, Stegostomatidae.